AGUGGUAAUUAAGGCCUGCUUCUUUCACCGUUCAUUUUACUUCCUGGUUGUUUUGCAUACAGGAAAUUAGAUUCCAAGCAACUGAAAAGGAUCCUGGGAAUUGUAGUUUUAUAUAGGCGUAGCUUAGACACAGUGAAUGCCUUCGACGCUUGUUGUAGCACUGAUAUUAAUAUCUGUUGACAGAAUAUGCGGGGGGAAUAAACAUGAUUCUGAACUAAGUAAAUAUAAGCAAUAAUAUAGCGUUGGAAGAGAGACACUCGAUUUUUUAUGGCAAUGCUCCUAUUUAAUUCCUUGAACCAACACUUGAAGACCAGCAAAUCAAGUCACAUUUUGACCUCGCGUCCUUUUACUGCAUUGUAACCGGAAAAUUGACUUUUAAAUAGGGGUACCUGUUAACAAAUAAAGCUCCCUCGCUGUUAUUGACCGAGGUUUCUCUCUCGGUGUAUGAUUCCCUAUCACUAUCUCCCAAGCUCGACUGCAGAGUGCAAUAAUCAGGCGGAGGGAUACGGGCUGCGGUGCUGCGCCUCCAGUCUCACUGACGCCAGCAGGAUUCAGAAGGCAGCGAGGGAGGGAGAGAGAGACAGUUGGGGGGGGAAAAAAAAAACUCUAUGCCGAGAAAAAAAACUACAUAAAGAAACAACCAGGGAAGUUAAACCGCUUCCUAAAAGGUCUCUGAAGUGUGCACAAGACAACUGAACAUAAAGUAUAUUAACAAUCUGAUUCUCUGGUAUGGGAUAGACACCUGAAUACAGGAAGAAGGAGGCCGAAGGAUUGAAACAAUAGUCACACUCUGUCAUUUAUACUGUGAAUGGUUCCAGUCACCACAGAGUUUGAAAGUUGGCUCCAUUUCACUUUGGCAGCUAGUUUUGGACUGUGUCACAAACACUCUUUGCCACUGUGGUUUCUCUGGCCAUUUCAUUUUGGAUGUGUUCAGCUACAGUUGAUCUUACAAACCUUCACCAACUAGCUAACCCACUAGAAGGAGUCUGUUCUGGACAGACUGUGCAUACAACUCAAGAAAAUAAACUGGCAAGCAUUUUGACUGUGUUAAGAGGAAAACCCUUGGAAGGGAAACACCUUGCUGUGUUUUUUUUUUUUUUUUUCUGAUCUUUGCCAAAUUUACUGCAGGUCCUAACUGUGGUUCCGACCAUGACGACAAUGUCCAGCCUGUUCUCUUUCACCAGCCCCGCAGUGAAGCGGCUCUUGGGGUGGAAGCAGGGGGAUGAAGAGGAGAAGUGGGCUGAGAAAGCCGUCGACGCUCUGGUUAAGAAGCUGAAAAAGAAGAAAGGUGCCAUGGAAGACCUGGAGAAGGCGCUGAGUAGCCCCGGACAGCCCUCAAAAUGCGUCACCAUCCCUCGCUCCCUGGACGGCCGGCUCCAGGUGUCCCACCGCAAAGGCCUUCCCCAUGUGAUCUACUGCCGCGUCUGGCGCUGGCCUGACCUCCAGAGCCACCAUGAGCUCAAGCCCCUUGAGGUGUGCGAGUAUCCCUUUGGUUCCAAGCAGAAGGAUGUCUGCAUCAACCCUUACCACUACAAACGAGUGGAGAGCCCAGUGUUGCCUCCGGUGCUAGUGCCCAGGCACAGUGAGUUUAACGCACAGCUCAGCCUUCUGGUCCAGUUCCGCAACCUGAGCCACAACGAACCCCACAUGCCUCACAACGUCACCUUCCCGGAGUCCUUUCAGCAGCACAGCGGGAGCAACUCCUUCUCCAUCUCACCCAACUCCCCCUACCCACCGUCCCCUGCCAGCAGUGGCCCCUACCCCAACUCUCCUGCCAGCUCAGGGCCCUCCAGCCCCUUCCAGCUGCCAGCAGAUACUCCACCCCCUGCCUACAUGUCUCCAGAUGACCAGAUGUGUCAGGAUAGCUCCCAGUCAAUGGAAACGGGGAACAGCAGCACUAUCCCAGUGAACAUGCCCAGGGGAGGUAUGCAGCCAGUGGAGUAUGUGGAGCCGAAGUACUGGUGUUCCAUUGUGUAUUACGAGCUGAAUAACAGAGUGGGAGAGGCCUUCUAUGCUUCUUCCACCAGCGUGCUGGUUGAUGGCUUCACAGACCCCUCUAACAACAAGAACCGAUUCUGCCUGGGCCUGCUGUCCAACGUCAACCGCAACUCCACAAUCGAGAACACCCGGCGCCACAUCGGCAAAGGAGUUCACCUUUACUAUGUCGGUGGAGAGGUCUAUGCCGAGUGCCUGAGUGACACCAGCAUCUUCGUUCAGAGCAGAAACUGCAACUACCACCACGGCUUCCACCCCACCACUGUGUGCAAGAUCCCCAGCGGCUGCAGCCUCAAGAUCUUCAAUAACCAGGAGUUUGCGCAGCUGCUGGCUCAGUCUGUGAACGAUGGCUUUGAGGCCGUCUACGAGCUCACCAAGAUGUGCACUAUCCGCAUGAGCUUCGUCAAGGGCUGGGGAGCAGAAUAUCACCGUCAGGACGUCACCAGCACCCCCUGUUGGAUUGAAGUUCAUCUCCAUGGCUCCCUCCAGUGGCUGGAUAAAGUACUGACACAGAUGGGCUCCCCUCUUAACCCUAUCUCAUCAGUCUCCUAAUAAAUGUGUGGGAUGGGGGCUACCUUUUUAUUAGCUUAUUCUUCUCCCCCCCCAUACAAAGUUUGACUAUUAAACAAAAAAAACUAUGGGUCUAUAAGGCUGAACUAUUUCAGCUGCCUAAGAAAUGACUUUUUACCUAGAAGGCAGCAUAAAUAAAAUAAAAAUAAAUUCACUGGAGACCAGUAUUCUUGCAGUGGUAUACCGUUGUGGCACUGAGCCUGUGUGGAACUCGGUUGGAGAUGCCUGCAGGACCGAAGGACUGGUUGGAUUAUUAUUGUGUGUGCGCGUGAGUGUUUUUCAAUAUCAAUCUACAUUUAAGAGACACUAUUGUAGUACUAUCCCUAUUACAUCCAGAGCGCAUCGGCUUUUUGUCCUUUUCUGUAACACAGAAUGCAAAUAAGAUGACUUCUUUUAAAUAAAGUCGGUCUUAAACAUUUA
Molecule: messenger RNA, 2985 nt
Organism: Acipenser ruthenus (sterlet)
Lineage: Eukaryota; Metazoa; Chordata; Actinopteri; Acipenseriformes; Acipenseridae
Product: mothers against decapentaplegic homolog 5-like
Exons: 7
Coding region: 1150-2547 (465 amino acids)
Biological process (GO): cell differentiation; SMAD protein signal transduction; regulation of transcription by RNA polymerase II
Cellular component (GO): heteromeric SMAD protein complex
Molecular function (GO): RNA polymerase II cis-regulatory region sequence-specific DNA binding; I-SMAD binding; DNA-binding transcription factor activity, RNA polymerase II-specific
Source: RefSeq, a predicted model, not a curated record